This is a messenger RNA of Nymphaea colorata (pocket water lily), 4593 nucleotides long. RefSeq names its product protein ENHANCED DOWNY MILDEW 2-like. Lineage: Eukaryota; Viridiplantae; Streptophyta; Magnoliopsida; Nymphaeales; Nymphaeaceae. The record is from RefSeq and is a predicted model, not a curated record. The coding region runs from base 196 to 4359 and encodes 1387 amino acids. The transcript is spliced from 20 exons.
GUUAUUAUUUCUCAGAAACGUUGAAGGGUCGGGGUACAUAAAUCAAUAUAGUGGGAGCAGAAGCCGACGGGAAGCGUUCUUGAAGUCCCCGUUCGUGGGUUCCGAUCAGAUGAAGGAAUAGGGAGGGACGGUUCUGAGCAGACAGCAGCAGAAGAAAAAGAAGAAGAAGAAGGAGAAGAAGAGGGGGAAAAGGCAAUGUCGAUGUCGGAUGAAGACGAAGAGUUUGUGCCGGACCAGGUAUCCAGGUAUUACUUCGUGGAUGAGAACGAGGACCCAGUGUCCUUCGCGGUUUUGCCUUUUCAAUGGAGCGAUGGGCAGAAGACGGGGGGCACCGAUGGGGAGGUUGUUUUGCAUGGCAUUGCCGAUAGUGGGCAGCAGAAGGUGUACAAGCCCGUCAUCGCCUGGAAGCUGGAGCUUUCCGCGAAGAAGCCUACCAUGUUUGUUCUUUCCAAAGAUGAGAAGUGGAUAGAAUUGUCCAAGCCAAGGCCAAGUUACGAGGAAAUGAUAAGGUCGGCCUUGAUUAUGGUGCAUGCUCUUCACUUUGGAUAUUCAAAUCCCAAUGCUUCGGAGAAGGAAUUGUGGGAUUAUUUACUGAAGACAUUCAGCAUAUAUGAGCCUGAACCAUCUGAUGAUGAUUUGCGGGAACAUCGGUCUUUGAUUCGUGAGAUUAUCCAAAGCGAUGAAGUCCUGAAAAAGUCUAAGGUGGCACAGCUACUUGUUGAGGACACUUCAACAAAGAGUAAAUCAGUGACUGGGGGUUCUCUGUCUAACUCUGGUGUUAAGAAGCGCAAGUUUAUAGUUGAUGGUGCUGAUGAUACUGAUGAUGGUGACGACGAGGAUUUAGGAGACUCUGAAAGUAAUUCAGAUGAUGAUGAUGAAGAAUCAGACUUGUUUGACUCUGUCUGUGCAAUUUGUGACAAUGGUGGUGAUCUUCUAUGUUGUGAUGGCUGUUGCUUGAGGGGCUUUCAUGCUAUUUCUGAAUCUGACUGUCCAUCACUAGGAUUAUCAUCCAAGGCUGAAGUAAAGGCUAUUCGAAAUUUUUAUUGUGGAAAUUGUAAAUAUAAACAACAUCAGUGCUUUGUUUGUGGAAAAUUGGGAUCCUCGGACAAAUCAUCAAAUCCUGAGGUCUUUCAAUGUGUUUCAGCAACUUGUGGACAUUUUUAUCAUCCAAGUUGUGUUGUAGGAUGGCUCUAUCCAGAUAAUGAAGCUGAUGCACAAAAAUAUGAGAAGAAAAUUGCAGCAGGAGAGCCCUUCACAUGCCCUGUUCACAAAUGCAUUGUAUGUAAACAGGGAGAAGAUAAAGAGAACAAAGAAAUGCAGUUUGCAAUUUGUAGACGUUGUCCCAAGGCAUAUCAUAGAAAGUGCUUACCAAGAGAAAUAUCUUUUGAGGAUGAUGAGGAUAUAAUUCAAAGGGCAUGGGAUGAUCUACUUCCAAACAGAGUGUUAAUAUAUUGCCUAGAGCAUGAGAUUGAUGAAGAAUUGGGUACUCCAGCAAGAGAUCACCUGAUAUUUCCAGAAGAAUCAUUGAAGAGGAAAGUGCACCCUCCAUCGCAUGAACAAGUAAAGGAAAAAUCUGCAUUGAAGAAAAGAAAGAUCUCUACUGAAGGCAUUAGUCAGGGGAAAUCAACUGUUGGAGCACUUCAGAAAAAACAUGUGAUGACCUCGACCGUAAAAGGAACUGAAUCUCCUAAAAGAAUUGUAAAAGCACUCACGGUUAAAGCGGUUGAUUCUGUCCCCGAAUCCAAGAUGCAUGAUGUCAUUAAGAAGUCAAGAAGUAGUGCUGCCUUGAAAACGAAGACUUCCACAUUGGGUAAUGGGGAUAAAGUAGCCAACUCUACGGCAGUUAAACCCUUGAAGCAAUCUAAGAAGAAUGAUCAGAUGCUAAUAGAGACUGCUGCUGUGGAAGCUAGUUCAGAACCUAUAGUGGACAGUGAAGCAGAAAAGAGAGUGGUAGCUCUGAUUGACAAAUGCAAAUCUGCCGUGACUUUAAAAGACGUUCAGAAAAAGCUGAAGGUGCCUUCUAUCUAUUCCCAUGGUUCCACACAGUCAGUUACCUAUGGAAAAGUAGAAGGUUCAAUUGAGGCUAUUAAAGCAGCACUGACAAAAUUGGAAGAAGGUGGUAGCAUUGAGGAUGCAAAGGCGGUUUGUGAAACUCGGAUGCUGAAUCAAAUAAUAAAAUGGAAGACGAAGCUCAGAGUGUAUCUUGCACCUUUUAUUCACGGUGCUCGCUAUACAUCUUUUGGUCGCCACUUCACAAAGGUCUCAAAGCUUGAAGAGAUUGUGGAGAUGCUCCAUUGGUAUAUCAAGACUGGCGAUACGAUUGUUGACUUUUGUUGUGGUGCCAAUAGCUUUAGUAGCUUGUUGAAAGACAAACUUGAAGAGACUGGGAAAAAGUGCUCUUUUAAAAACUUUGAUAUUAUUCGCCCAACGAAUGACUUUGACUUUGAAAGGAGAGAUUGGAUGUCUGUGGAGCGUAGGGAAUUGCCAACAGGAUCACGCCUGAUCAUUGGACUGAAUCCUCCAUUUGGGGUUAAAGCUGCUUUAGCAAACAGAUUCAUUGAUAAGGCUCUCGAGUUCCGACCAAAACUCAUUGUACUUAUUGUUCCACCGGAAACAGAAAGGUUAGAUCAGAAAAAAUGUCCUUACGAUCUAAUUUGGGAGGACACAGAGAAGUUCCAGGGGAAGGCUUUUUACCUGCCAGGAUCUGUGGACGUGGAGGACCAUUCUAUUAGUCAGUGGAAUACAAAGCCACCUGUUCUCUAUCUUUGGAGUCGGCCUGAUUGGACAUCUAAACAUCGAAGCACAGCCUCAAAGCAGGGACAUGCAUCAAAAAGUAUAGUUCAAGUUGAAAAUAGUAAUGAAAAAAAUGUUCAGACAGUUGAUACUGAUGGUGAAAAGUUCAAUUUGUAUGAUACAAGUGAGACUUCUGUUGCCAAUUACAAGAAGUCUCUCGUCGAGGUGGCCAUCAAACCUGAGAAGCAGAUACCUACUCUUCCACCAAAUCUGAAAGGCUCGAGCAGGUUUGAACAUGAGGACAAGGACAAGCAUGAAGGAGUCAUGGGGGAACAGGAGAGAAAGAAUGUUGAGAAGGUCAAGAAUGAUCGUUCCAUUGCAUACCAAGUAAGCAAUAAAAUGGACAAAGCCAUGAAGGAUAUAAUUAUUUCGGAUCAGGAGCGCAAGCAUGCUGACAAGGCCAAGAGUAACGGAGUUACUGGGGGUCAAGAGAAGCAGAGCAUGGACAAGACCUGGAAUGAUAGGGUUACUGGAGUCCAGGAGAACAAGAGCGUGGGCAAGGGUUGGAAUGAUAGGGUUACUGUGGUUCAGGAGGGCAUGGAUGCCGACAGGGCCAAGAGUGAUAAAGUUGUUGGGGGUCGGGAGAGUCAGAACAAAGACAAGGCUAAAAAUGAUGGGGUUCAAGGAAGCAAGAGCAUGGACAACAGUAGCAGAAUUAUUUUGGAUAAGGGCAAGAAAAUGACUGAGAAGGCGUCUGAUAAGCAUGUUAUGGACAGACCUGAGAAGCAGAAGCGAAACAGGGAUCACCGGCCAGCAGGUUUACCAUCUGAAGUAACGGAGUCCACAAGCGUCUUGAAAGAAAAGACAUCUGAAGCAUUUAGGUCUCCGAACACAGAGGCAAGGGAAGAGAUGCAUGAAUUUCGGUUCAACGGUUCUUCACGCCUGGACACUGAAACAAGAUCCACAGUUUGGCAGAACAAUGCUCGCGAGCUUGAUGACAUAGAAAGACGGUAUUCAAGGAACGACAAGUUUCCAUCAGCCACAUCAAACUGGGGGUCUCCUAGUACUCAUGGAUUUAUGAAUGGAAGAGAACCAGAAUAUAGGCAUCACAGUUCGGAGGACCGCUACCGUAGUUUUCCGAUGGGAAAUAGUGAAGAAACCUACGGAGCUAGUACAAUGCCGAGGCCAUAUAUUGAUGAUUUGGAUGAGAAAUAUGGUCGGCCUGGCUUGGAUGCUAGGUUGAAUGUUAGACUAUAUGGUCAACCGGGGGAGUCUGAUUUUGUUCCACGCAGAAGUGCCUACCCAUUGGAUCAAGAAAGGGCAUGGAUGGACACCUUGCCUCCACCUUCUGCGUUUGGACCAUCAGGUCCUUCAGCUCCACCUUCAUAUAAUCAAUCAAACUCAUCUACGAUACAGCGUUACGCUCCUCGUCUCGAUGAAUUGAAUUAUAGCAGACAAAACAUGCACACUCCAGAACCUCCCUUCAGUAGAGGGGGCAUGGCCUAUGGUUCCAUGACGGAGCCAGGGUCUCAAGGUGGCUUCCAGCGGCACAGGCUUGACUAUUCAACUGCACCCCGUCGCAGCUUCCCUGGUCGAGAUUCAUCAUGUGGUUGGUUAGAUGAGUGAGAUGAUGUGCUGCCACAGCUGGUCUUCUGUAGCUGUUGACUGGACCUCUGCUUCAGGGCUGUUUCAACUUUUAUAUUAUAGGCUUGCUGCUUAUGCAUGAAUGGUGUUAUAUAUCCGUGAAGGUUGUCAUGUUUGGUGGACAUGCUGCACCUCACUCUCUUUCUCUUUCUCUCUCUUCAACCCUCUUCACUUCAUUCCUUUGGUUAUUAUUUUUUGGGAACGUUUAGGAAGGUA